UGGCAAAAAUACUAAUAACACUCAACCGAUUUAUAUUGAAAGUAGUGUAUAUUGAAUAGAAAACAUUAUAUUUUAUUCAAUAAUUCGUAGAAAUUACGUGUGGGUUAUUCCGGAACAAUUUAAAUAUUAAAAUUUGAUAAGCAGAUAUUUCUUAAUAUUUAAAUAAUUUAUAUAUUGAAGAUCGAACAAUAAUACAUGAAGGAAAAAAAACAAAAUAAACGACACCAAGUUAACAAUCGGCUUAAAUCGAUCUUUAUGCACUGUAUUUAUAUGUGCAACUGAUGUGAUUUGAAUGAAUAUAAUGCAUACUUAAAACUUAGCCGUUGCGGGCUUGAUAUAUCAGUUAUAUUUUUAAGCAUUUUGGCUGUUCGGAGCUUUCGAAUUAUGAUUAAUUACGAUUAACGCGUUUUAUCUUUAAUAAUUCGUGCAGACAUAUAGCAUAUAUAUACAUACUUAUACGUGUCACAUGUAAUUUAUGAGAAGUAAAGUUUGAAAGUAGCGACACCUAACACGCAAUUAAAACAACUGAGAAGCGUAUACAAACAUAGACCCGAAAACUUUAUUUACAUUCCGCAAUGAAUAUAAGCACUUCAAAUGACGCGACGUCCAGUGUCAUUUGUACUGAUUAUGGCAGUACAACGUUAAAAAUUACAUCUACUCUAGCGGACGGCGGAAACGUUACCUGUACAUCUGAUAGCGCGGCAACGGCUAGUACAACUUCUACCUUCGGUUAUCAAAGAUUAACGUCUAUAAAACUUUCUAAACCUGAUACAUUCAUCAAAACUCCCGGGACGAAAACUGUGAUAUCUACACGAUUCUUAAAAAUGACAAUGGAUAUGAAAUCGAAUUGUGCUGAUAGUGACACAAAGCAAUCUCUAAUAAAUAUCGAGUAUUUCUUAAAUAUUAUUAAUCAAAUUUGCAUUGGUUUUACGACCAUCUACAUGAAUUGGUUAUGUUUGAGUACCGGCUUGACGAAGACCUCAUUGCAUGCAUGGCUGGUAACGCUUGGGUUCUCGUUUCUUAUGGCAGAGGCGAUUAUGUGCCAUUACAAAAGUAAUGUACUAACUUGUAAUUUCCCUAGAGCUACUAAAACUACUAUACAUUGGGUAUUACAAGUAUUAGGCGGUGGUUUAGGUAUAACUGGAACGCUUGUCAAAUGUAUACAGAAAGGAUUCCUAAUAGUAACAGUGCAUGGAAAAUUAGGCUUUGCCGCUCUUAUCUUAUGCUCUAUUAGUAUGAUAUCGGGCUUGGCUGCUCUUUACUCGCAGAAACUUAAACAGUUCUUGAGUCCUCUUUUAAAUAAAACUUCUCAUAAUCUCUUAGGCUUAAUAACAUUUGUGCUGGCCUUAACUGCACAGUAUUAUGGUUAUGAGACGGGAUUUUUCGUUCGUAAGACCACCGAAGAUUUUCGAAUUCUUAUGAAAUUUAUUACAUUAAUGACCCUAAUAUUGUCAAGUGUAGGACCAUUAAAGUCUUUAUAUCAUAAGCUAAUGAAUGUUAAAAAAAAUUACUGGUAAACCUUUUUGUUGUGACCUUCGAAACAAGGCGAGAAUAUAAUAAUAAUUAAAAA
Molecule: messenger RNA, 1570 nt
Organism: Glossina fuscipes
Lineage: Eukaryota; Metazoa; Arthropoda; Insecta; Diptera; Glossinidae
Product: cytochrome b561 domain-containing protein 2-like
Exons: 4
Coding region: 576-1517 (313 amino acids)
Molecular function (GO): transmembrane monodehydroascorbate reductase activity
Source: RefSeq, a predicted model, not a curated record